UUCCCGAACACCACGGCUUUAAGAAUACCCUUCACCCAGGACGACACUCUGUGGCUUUAGGACUUGCCUGGGAGCGCGAGGACACCCUUCCGGCCAUCUUUCAGCGCCUGGAUCCGGUGCGUCUUUUCUGGGGAUAUAGUCUUACUAGACUGACAGUCCUAGUCAAGCAUGCAGUGAGGGUGUUAAGGGAUGGAAGACGCGAGUCUGUGCCUUGGAGUGUCCUCAACGGCACCGGAAGCUGAGCCUCACCUGAGCAGCCCGGUCCUCAAUGGCCAGUAUGCCAUGAGCCAGAAGUUGCACCAGAUCACUUCCCAGCUCAGCCAUGCCUUUCCUGAGCUGCAUCCGCGGCCCAACCCAGAGGAGAAGCCACCUGUAGCCCUUGAGGAAAAGACUCACGUACCCAUGAGCGGGCAGCCCAUGGGCAGCCAAAUGGCGUUGCUGGCCAAUCAGCUGGGCCGUGAUGUGGACAACAGCCUCAAUGGGCGUGUGGACCUGCAGCAGUUCCUCAAUGGGCAGAACUUAGGCAUCAUGUCUCAGAUGAGUGACAUUGAGGACGAUGCCCGAAAGAACCGGAAGUAUCCGUGUCCUCUGUGUGGCAAGCGUUUCCGGUUCAACAGCAUCCUUUCCCUGCACAUGCGCACUCACACCGGCGAGAAGCCCUUCAAGUGCCCCUACUGCGACCACCGCGCAGCCCAAAAAGGAAACCUCAAGAUUCACCUGCGGACCCACAAGCUGGGCAACCUAGGGAAGGGGCGCGGGAGGGUGCGUGAGGAGAAUCGUCUGCUGCACGAGUUAGAGGAGAGGGCCAUUCUGCGGGACAAGCAGAUGAAGGGCAGCUUGCUGCAACCCAGGUCUGAUCUCAAGCCCUUGGCACAUGCCCAACAGGCCCCAUUGGCCACCUGCAAUUUAGCUUUGCCCCCAAACCACAGUGUGCCCGACGUAGCCCACCCGGCGCCGUCUCCCAAGCCAGCCAGUCUACAGGACGAUUCGGUGACCCCGGCUGCGGGCUUCAGAUGCACCUUUUGCAAAGGCAAGUUCAAGAAGCGCGAGGAGCUGGACCGCCAUAUCCGCAUUUUGCAUAAGCCCUACAAGUGCACAUUGUGUGACUUCGCGGCCUCGCAGGAGGAGGAACUUAUCAGUCACGUGGAAAAGGCACACAUCACUGCGGAGUCGGCCCAGGGCCAGGGCCCCAAUGGCGGUGGAGAGCAGUCGGCCAACGAGUUCCGCUGUGAGGUAUGUGGCCAGGUGUUCAGCCAGGCCUGGUUCCUGAAAGGCCACAUGCGCAAGCACAAAGAUUCCUUUGAACACUGCUGCCAGAUCUGUGGUCGGCGCUUCAAAGAGCCGUGGUUCCUUAAGAACCACAUGAAGGUACACCUCAACAAGCUGUCGGUGAAGAACAAGUCCCCCACCGAACCUGAGGUGUCAGUGCCCAUGGGUGGCCUGUCCCAGGAGGCCCAUGCCAACCUGUACUCUAGGUACCUCUCCUGCCUGCAGAGUGGCUUUAUGGCCCCGGACAAAGCCAGUCUGAGCGAACCCACCCAGCUCUAUGGCAAAGGGGAGCUCCCAGCGAAGGAGAAGGAGGUUCUGGGAAAGCUACUGUCGCCCAUUUCCAGUAUGUCUCACAGUGUCCCGGAGGGAGAUAAGCACUCCCUCCUGGGCUGCCUCAACCUUGUGCCACCACUAAAAUCCAGCUGCAUCGAGCGGUUGCAGGCAGCUGCCAAGGCUGCAGAAAUGGACCCAGUGAAUAGCUAUCAGGCCUGGCAGCUCAUGGCCAGGGGCAUGGCCAUGGAACAUGGCUUCUUAUCUAAAGAGCAUCAGCUCACGCGCAACCACGAAGACUCUUUGGCAAACGCCGGAGUUCUGUUUGAUAAGGAGAAACGGGAGUACGUGUUAGUGGGAGCAGAUGGCUCCAAGCAGAAAAUGCCUGCUGAUUUGGUUCACAGCACUAAAGUGGGCAAUCAGAGAGACCUGCCAAAUAAGCUCGACCCUCUAGAAGGCAGUCGGGAAUUUUUGUCACACGGGCUCAACCAGGCGCUCGAAUACAACCUGCAGGGUCCUGGGAACAUGAAGGAGAAGCCCACUGAAUGCCCAGACUGCGGAAGGGUGUUCCGUACGUACCACCAGGUGGUUGUGCAUUCUCGUGUUCACAAGCGGGACCGCAAGAGUGAUGAGGAUGCUCUGCACGUGGGCGUGGGCGUGGGCCUGGAGGAGCGGCGUGGCUCAGGCAGCGACCAGGAGUCCCAGUCGGUGAGCCGCUCCACCACACCUGGCUCCUCUAAUGUGACUGAGGAGAGUGGGGCUGGAGGUGGCCUGUCGCAGACCGGGAGCGCCCAGGAGGACAGUCCACACCCCUCUUCACCAUCUUCCUCAGACAUCGGCGAGGAGGCCGGGAGAGCCGCCGGCGGCGUCCAGCAGCAGGCGCUGCUUCGGGACAGGAACCUGGGCUCGGCCAUGAAGGACUGCCCGUACUGUGGGAAGACUUUCCGGACUUCCCAUCACCUUAAGGUCCACCUGAGGAUACACACAGGUGAGAAACCCUACAAGUGUCCUCACUGUGACUACGCUGGCACGCAGUCAGCAUCCCUGAAGUAUCACCUGGAGCGACACCAUCGGGAGCGACAGAAUGGAGCCGGGCCACUGUCAGGACAGCCCCCGAACCAAGAGCACAAAGAUGAGACCCCCAGCAAAGCGCCGUUGUUCAUCAGGCCAGACAUCCUGCGGGGGGCUUUGAAGGGUCUCCCCGGAAUCGACUUCCGAGGUGGUCCUGCCUCUCAGCAGUGGACAUCGGGCAUGCUCUCCUCCGGAGAUCACGCAGGGCAGGCCACUGGCAUGUCCUCAGAGCUGUCUUCGGAUGCCCUAAAAGGCUCCGACCUUCCUUCCAAAAGCGCCCACUUCUCAGAGAUAGGAAGGGCUUAUCAAAGCAUCGUGAGCAAUGGUGUAAAUUUCCAAGGGUCCCUGCAGGCUUUCAUGGACAGUUUUGUCCUCGGCUCUCUGAAGAAGAAAGACACAAAAGAGAAAGUCCCAUCUGAUGUCCAUGCCAUGAAAGCCCACGCCACGGAUGGUGGAGAGGAGAGAGCCAGCGGGAAGCCCUCCCAGAGGAAGUCUGAGAAAUCUCAGUAUGAGCCUCUGGACUUAUCUGUGCGGCCAGAUGCCACCACGCUCCCUGGCUCCUCCGUGACCAUGCAAGAUAGCAUUGCAUGGCACGGCUGCUUGUUUUGUGCUUUUACCACAUCCUCCAUGGAGCUUAUGGCCCUUCACCUCCAGGCCAACCACCUAGGCAAAGCAAAGCGCAAGGACCACCCCACAGGGGUGGCAGUUGGCUGCAAAGAGCAGGCACGGGAGGCCAGCAAGGUCUCCGUCUUGCCCUCCAUACAAUCAAACAAAGAGAUGGCCCUGUCUAGCGCUGUCGGCGCUCUAGACUCUGCUCCUGAGAAGAUGGCCCAAGGGCCGGCAAAAGAGACUCUAGGGGACCAGAAGAGUGGCCAGUGGCCCAGUCACAUGGACCCUGCCUUUUGUACCUUUCCGUCUGACUUCUACAAACAAUUUGGUGUUUACCCCACUAUGGUUGGCUCAGGGGCCCCUGGCUCCUGCUCCAACAAGAAUCCUGAUGGGAAAACCCACCUGGAAGAGGAUGCCCCUCUCCUGAUCUCGGAAACCACAAACAAAAACCCUGCUGAUGAUCUCUCGGAUAUCGCCUCCUCCGAGGACAUGGACUCCUCCAAGGGAGAAAACAAUGAGGACGAGGAGAUUGACACCGAACCAGAAAUGAUGAGCAAGCCACUGUCUGCUCUCAGCAAGGAUGGCAGCAACGAGGGUAGUGACAACCUGCUGCCCCCAGGCGCCUCGCAGCCCAUCCAGGGACUGGUCUCACCUUUAGCCCCACCAUCAGAGGAACAGUGGCACAACCCAGGCCUCCUUCCUGCCCAGGACCCCUCAGCAGGGCUGCCAAAGCCGGAGCGGGGUCCCCCGGGGCUGGAGAAACCCAUGAGCAUGUUGUCGGUCCUCAGGGCCUACAGCGCCGAUGGCUUAGCAGCCUUUAACGGGCUUGCAAGCAGCACAGCAAAUUCUGGAUGUAUCAAGAGGCCAGACUUGUGUGGUCACAGGCCUUUCCAGUGCCACUACUGUCCCUACAGUGCCUCGCAGAAGGGGAACCUGAAGACCCACGUCCUCUGCGUCCAUCGAAUGCCUUUUGACAACAGCCAGUAUCCCGACCGCAGGUUCAAACGUUCCAGGGUCGACUCGGAGGCUUCUGGGAAUUUUGAGGAGGCUGCACCUGUCAAAGCAGGGGGCUUUGCUGAUCUAACAGAUGAGAGAGGCAAGGGCCAGGAGGAGGGCAACUGAGCAGAGCCUGUCCGCUGCAAUAGUCCUCUCUACAGUUUUAAAUCCUGCAGCUGGUCUCACCAGUUUGCUAACUGCAUUCCAAGGGGGGGGGGAUCAUGUACGACCCCUCUCUAGUGUAUAGAACAUUUAAAAGAAUUUUAAAAGAUAUCUAUAUAUAUAAAUAUAUAUUAAAAAGAAAAAUCCCCCAGCCCUUGAACAUGGCUGCUACACUGUUACCCAGUAACAAGAACUUCCAAGCAAUGCAGGUGGGAGAAAGUGAUUUCAGAAAUUGUCCCUGUGUCCUUCGGGCUCCGAAAGCUGGAGGCCUCCCCAACCCGAAAGUCAUCUUGGUCCAAAAACCAAAAAAACAAAACAAAACAAAACAAAACACCGAAAACAAAGAGAUACCGUCCGAGUGAUUUUUGCACUGCCUCGAAGGGUCUGUGUUUUCCUUCCUGAAAACACCUCUAUAAUCUGAGACCAGCUGCUGUCACUCGCCUAGCGCCCUAAUGAGAUGACUUGGGAGGCAGCUGAGGUGCCAGUCAGACUGGGGCGGUCACUGCAGGGAAAAUCAAUUCACGUGGUGUCACUCUGCACUCUGGGAGAAAUCCUAGCCGGCCCGCACGCAGCCAGCGAGCGCCAGGCCUGACCAGUGCUGCCGAGGAGAGUGAUCUAAAGUGUGCUU
Molecule: messenger RNA, 5005 nt
Organism: Myodes glareolus (Bank vole)
Lineage: Eukaryota; Metazoa; Chordata; Mammalia; Rodentia; Cricetidae
Gene: Znf536
Product: zinc finger protein 536
Biological process (GO): regulation of DNA-templated transcription
Cellular component (GO): nucleus
Molecular function (GO): RNA polymerase II cis-regulatory region sequence-specific DNA binding; DNA-binding transcription factor activity, RNA polymerase II-specific
Source: RefSeq, a predicted model, not a curated record